Engraulis encrasicolus (European anchovy) is the source of this 1391-nucleotide messenger RNA. RefSeq names its product ankyrin repeat domain-containing protein 16-like. Bases 131 to 1240 code for a protein of 369 amino acids. The transcript has 7 exons. The record is from RefSeq and is a predicted model, not a curated record. Lineage: Eukaryota; Metazoa; Chordata; Actinopteri; Clupeiformes; Engraulidae. Gene Ontology annotation, molecular function: protein binding.
AUUUUAUAGACCUCGCCUUCGAUUUUUAAUUUUUGGACGUGUUUGUGGCAUAAUGCACAUACCACACGUGGCUGCAGCAAAAAGCAGGGAUUGUAUAAAGUGACUGACAGCUAAUACUUGGAUCUACUCUAUGCAAGUUAUGGGUGAGGAGAAUAUUUCUAAGCACCUCAUAAAGCUGGUUCAAGACGGACAGUUGAACACGCUUCAAAAAGAAAUCAACAAUGACGACGACAUCAAAGAGUUGGUGGUCAGAGGACAUUUCGGUAGGUCUGGAGAUACGGUCUUGCAUUAUGCGGGUAGACACGGACAUUUGGAUAUUAUUAAGUAUUUAGUUGAAGAAAUAGGCAUGGACAUUGAGCUGUACAACGGUGAUUAUAAGAGGCCACUUCACGAAGCCGCUUCAAUGAGCCACGCAUCCUGUGUCAGCUACCUGCUAACGAGAGGAGCAAAAGUGGAUAGCUUGAAAAAGGCAGAUUGGACCCCCCUGAUGAUGGCCUGCACCAGGCGUAGUCUUGAGGUGAUGGAGCUGCUGCUGGGGGCUGGAGCGAGCGCCUCCCUGAAGAACAAGGACGGCUGGACGGCCUUCCACAUCGCCUGUCGAGAGGGAGACCCAGCGGUGAUACAGCACCUCCUUCUGGUCGAUAGUGAGAUCUGGAGGACGGAGAGCAAGACCAAGCGUACGCCUCUGCACACAGCAGCCAUGCAUGGAUAUGAAGAAGUGGUCCGGAUUCUUCUAGAGAGGUGUGAGUAUGGCCGAGAUAGCAAAGAUAGCUGUGGUGUGACUCCCUUCAUGGAUGCACUGAGAAGCGGUCACGUCAACGUCGCCAAAUUGCUGUUGGAAAAACACCAGGCCUCUCCUGUGGCGGUGGACGUGUUGGGGGUGCCCCCGCUGCACCAGGUGUGUGUGACUGGCCAGGAGGGGGCGUUGCACUACCUGGUGGGGGAGCUGGGGGUGGACGUCAACACCAAGGCCACCAGGAUGCAGCUGACCGGCCUGCACUACGCCGCCAAGGAAGGACACACCAGCACCAUUAAGACCCUUCUAGAACUAGGAGCAGAUCUGUAUGCUACAGAUACAAAGGGACGAACAGCUCUACACAUGGCCAGCAUUGGUCAGCAUGCGGCGACGGCGGCUGCUCUGCUGUCACUGGGUCUGAGGGACUCAGCCGACGCAUCCGGAGUCAGAGCAGCUCAACUGGCCAAGAAGCCCGACCUCAGAACAGUGCUGCAGAGUGAAUGAGAGUUGAAUAGAUGUUUGCGUGUCUGCAUGAGUGCACCUGCAUAUGUAGUAUGUGUGCAUGUGCAGAUACACUUGCUAGACCAGGGAACUUUUUAUGCCACAUUUUUUUCAUCACCACCAUCGGACUACAACUCUGAGCUCGAGGCGCAGG